AUGGCAGUACCUCAAACUAUUAUUGGACCACGCCCUACUGUAUCAGAUUCAUGUUCUACUAUUACACAUUAUUUAUCACAAUAUAUAGUUGAGGAUGAUGUUCAAUUUGCUAAAAAAGCUAUUGAAUCAUUAAUAAAAAAAUUAAAAGAUAAAAAACCUGAAUUAGAGCAAUUUCUAACGGCUAUAUGUUCAAAAGGUGGGACCCCUACAAGUUGUAUAACAAUUCCAAGAACAUUAGAUGGUAGAUUACAAGUAGCCGGAAGAAAAGGAUUUCCACAUGCAGUAUAUGCAAGAGCUUUUAGAUGGAAAGAUCUUUAUAAAAAUGAAUUGCGCGGAAAAUCAGGAUGUGAACAUUCUUUUGAUCGUAAAAGUGAUUUAGUUUGUGUUAAUCCAUAUCAUUAUGAUAGAAUUGUUGCACAAACAUUUGAUGGUGAUUCAAAUAUUGUUUCAUCCAUCUAUUGUAAUGGUAAGAAAAGUACAGAUUCCCAACAUCAACGUAGGCAUACAAUUUCUACUCUUUCACAGAAUAAUUUUAUGCGCAAUCUACCUAAAAGUCAGGCACAAAAUAUUUCUAAUGUGUCAUCUUUACCUCAGUGUAGUAUAGCUUCACCAAUAACAUCAUAUGUAAAUUGCGAUAUUGCGACCCCUUCUAAUAUUGGUAUUUCCACAAAUUUUGGAUCUGUACCAUCUAGUCUUUCAGACUUUAAUUUGCUUUCACCAGCAAAUAAUAUUGAUGUCCACAAUUUAAAUUCAAUUUUGGUAAACACAAGUAUACCUAACGCCCAGGCAAAUAAUGCAAUUACUAAUCUCGUUAAUACUAGUACAUUUCAAACUUCUCCUCUUCCAGGAAUUAAUUUAUUGUCUUCUUCAAAUCCAAUAAAUUUAGUUACUUCAGCGACUAAUGAAUUAAAUUUUGCAAAUUCAUUAAUGUCAUCACAAAACUUAAUUUCACGAAUUCCAAAUGUUUCACAAUCAAAUCAUUUAAAUUCUCAACAACGUAUUGAUCAUCGGCUAAUGCCUUUUUUUUCUUUACAAAAUAUUGAAACUGAUGAAAAUUCUUCUAAAACUCCAAGUCAAUCAUUAAAUUCAGAUUCAAACUCACCAUUAAAUAUUGAUUCUUUAUCAUCUCCAUCAUUGUCAAAUAUUUAUGAAUCAGCAGCAAAUAGAAUUGAUUCUAACUUUCGUACUAACAAUUUAGAAGAAGGGGAAUCAUUAAAUGAUAGUAAUAUUAACUUUGAAGAUACUAUUAAUAGAGUUGCAAAUAUGCAAUUUAAUGUUAAUUCACAAUCAUCUACAAGAGGUAUCCCACAAGAAGAGUUAAAUUUUAUAAAUGCUACUAAUAUUGGUCAUAUAAAUAAUAUUAUUGAACGCCUAAAGACUGUUCAAUAUAAUAAACUUAUAGAAGAGUACAGUAAACCAUCCUGGUGUACAUUAAAAUAUUAUGAAAGAACAAAGUGGAUUGGUGAAAAUUUUUAUGUUCGAAAGGAUGUUGUUAGAAUAAGAGGUUCAAAAAAUGCUAUUGAAGAGUUACUUGAGGGGUCUCCUAUUAAAAGAGCUAAAUAUGAUUGUCAAAUUUUUGAUGUUUCAAGGUAUUUUACUCAAUAUCCAGUAGCAAUAGAUAGUGUAAUCAAAGGAAGACGUUAUGUAAUGGAAGGUUGUUAUUUAAUUUAUCAUCAAAAUGGUGAUGUUUGGGUUGAAGUAGCUGGACUUGAAUUUGACAAUGGAAUGAGCCAUUGUAUAUGUACCGGUGGACCUGUUAAAGUUUUUGAUUUACAAAUGUGUAUAAAUAAAGCUCAAGAGGGAUAUAAUCACUCUGUGUUAAUGAAAUAUGAAAAAGAUAGAACUGUUACUCCAGAGGUAUCUUAUUUAUUAAUACCAAAGAAAAGAACUGAUAUUGAUUCUUUGGAUUGUUCUGAAAUUUUAAAAUCUGCCUUGCGAAUGUGCUUUUUAAGAUUUUCAUUUACCAGCCCAUGGGAUCAACAUGAUAAAAUUGUUAAUAAAAUUAGUGACACAGCAUGUUGGAUUGAAGCUCGAUUUGAUAAGGCUUUCAAUUAUCUUAAUCAAUUAUUUGAAGCAUAUAAAGGUGAGAUUAAAUUUAGAGAAACUAUCCCUGAACCUGACAAAACUCGUCGUGAAGGUGACAAUGACUUUACAAAUGAAACUAUUGAAGAACGAAAUUGUGAAAAUAUUGAAAAUGAUAGGUGUAAUCAAGGUCAAAGUAAUGAAGAAUCUCAAACUGAUAUGAAUGAAAAGAUGAAUUAUAAUGUUGAUGAUAUUUCUAAAAAUCAAAAUAUUGUUGUAACAGAAUAUUCUGGUGAAGACAAUGCAUCAAACCAUUCGAUUGCGGAUUAA
Strongyloides ratti is the source of this 2352-nucleotide messenger RNA. RefSeq names its product SMAD domain, Dwarfin-type and MAD homology 1, Dwarfin-type domain and SMAD/FHA domain and MAD homology, MH1 domain and SMAD domain-like-containing protein. The coding region runs from base 1 to 2352 and encodes 783 amino acids. Gene Ontology annotation, biological process: transforming growth factor beta receptor signaling pathway; cell differentiation; BMP signaling pathway. The transcript has 4 exons. The record is from RefSeq and is a predicted model, not a curated record. Gene Ontology annotation, molecular function: RNA polymerase II cis-regulatory region sequence-specific DNA binding; I-SMAD binding; DNA-binding transcription factor activity, RNA polymerase II-specific. Lineage: Eukaryota; Metazoa; Nematoda; Chromadorea; Rhabditida; Strongyloididae. Gene Ontology annotation, cellular component: heteromeric SMAD protein complex.